GGACACCCCCAUAUGGAUCGAUCGUCCUUAUGCUCCGCCAUGGCGUCGCGUUUGCGCCGCGGGUGGGCAACUGGCUGGCGGAGACCAAGCCCGUGCCGCAGGACUACCUUGCUGGAAUCCCUUUUGCGGGAAGAUCUACAUUGACUGGGCUAUUUGUCAAAGUCGCGGAGCAUGGCCCUAAAGAUCCCGCAGUGUGGAAGCGUCUCAUCGCGCGGGUCGAUGUCAUUGCGCACUCGCUGACCGCCAAGCAGGCCUCUUUGAUCCUGUCCUCCAUGGCGCGGACACGGCAGGUGCAGGAGACCUUCCUACAUCGCUUCAAUCUGAAGUUCGCGCCCUCGCUGAUUGCGCAGGCGGAAAUGAUUGACCUCUGCGGUAUGAUCAGCAGCCUGAGUCAGUUGGAUAGCUAUCAGGAAGAGCUAUUCUUGGUGGCCUCCAAAAGGCUUCAGGAGGUUGCUUCCCAGCUGGAUGCACGACAGCUGGCGCUGAUGUUCAACGCUUUCGUGAAGGCGAAGCAUUUGGACAUGGAGCUAUUCCAACGCUUGCUGAAACAGGUCCCCCGAAAGAUUGUAAAGUUCACCGCGAAGGACGCAGCCAUUCUGCUGAACGCCUUGGCGCAAGUGCCCGCGUUUCAGGACUGGGAAGCUGCAGAGGAAGCUGAAGAACUGAAGAAGGCUUUGGAGGUCAUUUCCCUCCGUCUUCCCGAGCUACUUCCCAGCGCCGACCUGCACUCGUUGGCCCUGAUUAUGAAUGCCUUUGCUCAGCUUCAGUACGUCCAGAAGGAUUUAUUGGAUUUGCUGAGCCAGGAGCUGCUGCUGAACCAGGAAAAGCUGACAAAGUUCAGUCCCAUUCAAUUGGCCAUGGUUUUGAAUGCCAUUGCCAGGUUGCAACUGCACGAACCGAAGCUGGUGGAGUUGUUAGCUUCGGCUGUGCGCAGCGGCGCGCACGCUUUGGACCCCCAGGCCUUCUGUUUGGUGGCCAAUGCUUCUGCCAAGCUUCAGUUAGGCCUUGAUACCUUCCAAGUCCUCUACGCGCGCUUGCCGAAAGUCCUGAGUCGCCUCAGCGGGCGGCAGCUGGCGAUGGUUUGUCACGCCUGGGCAAAGGCGCAUAUCCACAACGACGAUCUCUUCGAGCUCCUGGCCCUGCCUUUGGCCUCGCAUGCUGCGAAGCUGGAAGCCCAUGAGGUUGCCAUUAGCAUCUUUGCUUAUGCGCAUUUCCGGAAAUCUCCGAAAGAACUCUUUGAUGUGUUGUUGGAGCGAUUCCGAAGUUUGUUGGCUGAGCAGGUGGUGAAUGCUUUGGGCCGUACGGAGCGCCCAGAUCCUACGGAGAGCGAUUUCGGUACGAUGCGACCGGAGUGA
Cladocopium goreaui is the source of this 1355-nucleotide messenger RNA. The record is from the annotation of a GenBank genome assembly. NCBI's taxonomy places the organism in Eukaryota, Dinophyceae, Suessiales, Symbiodiniaceae.